AUGGAUUUUAUAAUUUUGUCCAGCUCCGCACCAGUGAAUGGGGAGUGGAGCCUAUCUAGUUGGGAAGGAGUCAACGAAGCCUGUUGUAAAAGAAACACAUUGUUACGCCAGACAAAUGAGUUAGAGGUAGGAUGGCUGGAAGAUAUCAACAUCGAGACAGGAGCAUGGCGCCGGGUCUCACAGGAUGGCUGUCGAGGUGCUCCAGGCAGCCUUCCUGUGAAUCCUGGCACCUCUUACCAGCGCUGGCAGCAAAUCUCCUUCUUCCUGUGGAUCCACACUGCCCGCACCCACCAAGACCGACUGGGACUCCUGAGCUAUGAGUAUUGGGGGUAUCUGACCUUUGGUGUGUCUGUUUCUACAACAAUGAAUGGAGAAAAUGGGACAUUAGUGACAGAAUUUAUUCUGCUGGGGAUGCCAUUUACCUAUGAGUUUCAGGUCUUACUAUUUAUGGUCCUUUCCACCUGCUAUGCAAUUACUUUAGUUGGUAAUGCAACAAUAAUUGUAGUUAGCCUGACCGAUGCAAGACUUCACACACCAAUGUACUUCUUUCUCAGUAACCUAGCCUUCCUGGACAUUAGUUUUAUAUCUGCUAUUGUCCCUAAAGUACUUUUUAAUUUAAUUAGUGGGAGCAAGACCAUUUCUUUUUAUGGGUGUCUUGCUCAGUCAUAUGUCUAUUUUCUGUUGGGCACAACUGAGUUUCUGCUUCUGGCUAUAAUGUCUUUUGAUCGCUAUGUUGCUAUUUGUCAUCCUUUGCACUAUGGCACUAUCAUGAAACCAAAAUUCUGCCUAAAGCUAAUUUUUUAUUCUUGGCUAGGAGGCUUUAUGGACACAAUAGUCCAGACUGUCCUUACAUUCCGCUUGCCAUUUUGUGAUUCAAAUGUUAUUAACCACUACUUUUGUGAUGUGGCACCUUUGCUUAAAUUAGCCUGUGGAAACACAUAUAUUAUUGGGAUGUUAGACUUUAUACUGGCUUCCUCUUUAGUCUUAGGAUCGUUGUUCUUUUCCUUGGUCUCAUAUGGCUGCAUUAUCUCUGCUAUAGUUAAAAUUUCAUCAGCUUUUGGACGAAAGAAGACAUUCUCUACAUGUGCAUCCCACCUUACUGUAGUCUUCAUUGUUUAUGGCAGUUGUAUCUUCAUGUGUGUCCGUCCCUCUAAAAAUUCUAAGGUGGAUUCCACAAAAAUUAUUGCAUUGUUGAACAGCAUAGUGACACCACUUCUUAAUCCUUUUAUAUAUAGCUUUAGAAACAAGACCUUUAAAGAGGCACUUAAGCACACAGUAAAAAACAGAGCCCCGUUCCACAGCCAAAGUUUUAAACCAUCUUAA
Messenger RNA from Nanorana parkeri, 1323 nucleotides. RefSeq names its product olfactory receptor 6M1-like. NCBI's taxonomy places the organism in Eukaryota, Metazoa, Chordata, Amphibia, Anura, Dicroglossidae. Bases 1 to 1323 code for a protein of 440 amino acids. Gene Ontology annotation, molecular function: olfactory receptor activity; G protein-coupled receptor activity. Gene Ontology annotation, biological process: G protein-coupled receptor signaling pathway. The transcript has 5 exons. The record is from RefSeq and is a predicted model, not a curated record. Gene Ontology annotation, cellular component: membrane.